CUCGCGAGUCAGUCUGGCGUGGCGUGGCGUGGCGUGGCGUGGGUAUUGUAGCGCCAAGCGAGAGCACGGGGUGUGGAUAGCACUUGAAGGAGAGCAAGAAAAAAAGGCAAACAACUACACUGAUAUGUUACAUAUCUUGUUGUGCGCGUGUUUCUGAGAUUUUUUUUGAGCUCUGCUUUGCCGCCUUGUGUUUGUCGGAUUUUUUUGCUGCUUUACGGCCGAGUGCUGUAUCCUUGACAACGCGAGCAACUGUCCGGGCAAAGUUUGGAUUGCAGCGAGUGUUUUGCCCAAGAUGUGGAAUAAGCUGUAUAUUUGUCCACAGUAACCAUUUGAAAUGUUUCCGGCACCUUUCCGAACGGUGUUGGUCGGUUUUGAACUAGUUCCGGGCGUCUUGGAAUAUUAAACCAUGCGACGAGGGAACUGGGACAACGCGAAACAAUAGAGAGAGCGCGAGAGAGAGAGAAAGCUCAUCCGUCCGUGGGAGGUGGAUGCCUCGCGGCGGCGUCGGCGGCUUUGUUCUGUCCAGCGUGGAGACCAGCAUCGACGGACCAACAGGGAGCCAAAGUCACACCAUGGAUGGGACUCUUUCCGAGCUGCUGGCAGCCUUCUUGGAGUCGCCACUGGUGUUAUGGGUGCGGACAUUGGGUCCACUGGGGUCUUGUGACGACGCCGGCUCGGAGGAGCGUGUCAACAUGUUCGUGGAGCUUGUGGAUGGCGUCUUCCUGCACAAGAUCAUGACGCAGAUUGACCCCGGUCCAAACAACCAGAGGCUGAACAAGAAUGUGAAUAAUGACGUGUCGCUUCGCCUUCACAACUUGACCCUUCUCACGAGACACAUCAGGACCUACUACCAGGAUAACCUUCAGCAGCUGAUAGUGAUGCCUCUUCCAAAUAUUCUCUCCAUUGCCAGAGAUCCCUUAUCAGCAAAGAGCAUGGAGGAACUGAAAAGAAUUUUACUGUUGAUACUUGGCUGUGCUGUCCAGUGUGAGCGUAAGGAGGAGAUGAUUGAAAGAAUCAAAUUGCUGGACAUUCAGACCCAGGCUGCCAUCGUCUCGCACAUCCAGGAGGUGACCCACAACCAGCAGAAUGUUCUUGAUCUUUCAUGGCUGGAGGAAGGAGCAGGGCUUGCACAGGAAGAGCUCGAACCAUUGUCACGCAGCAUGGCAACGUCUCUACAACAAGUGAUAGCGCAGAGAGACAAGGCCAAUGAGGUCAAUGUGGAUCUUACCCAAGAGAGGGACUACUUGUCCGGCCUGCAUCCCCAGGAAGGACCAAUAGGCAGUGCAGGCCAAGUUUCCGGAGGCGUGUUAGUGAACAACAGAGGAGCAGCCUUGCCCGUGGCCAGUCUCACCAAAGAGGAGAAACAGCAUUUAUCUGUCGAGCUCGCCGACACCAAGGCCAAGCUUCGCAGAUAUCGACAAGAGCUGGAAGAGAAGACUGAGCAGUUGAUGGAUUCCAAGCACGAGGUGGAGCAUCUGGAGCAGGAGCUUCAGAGACUUAAACAAGAGAACCAGUCACUGUCUUGUGAGGCUCGCUCCGUACGAGCGUAUCGGGACGAGGUCGACGCCUUGAGGGAGAAAGCGGCCCGGGUGGAACGACUAGAUACCGAGUUGAUCCGGUGUAAAGAGAAGCUCAAUGAUGUUCACUUCUACAAGACCAGAAUGGAGGAGCUCCGUGAAGACAACCUGACACUUCUGGAAACAAAGGUUUUGCUAGAGGAGCAACUAUCAGUCUCUCGAGGGCGUUGUGAGAAAGUUCACGCUAUGGAGAAGGACAACCUGCUGCUACGAGCUAAAAUCAAUGACUUGGAAAUGGAGAGGGACAGCGAGCGGCAACGCCUGGAGGAGCUGCUGGAGGAGAACAUGCUUCUGGAGAUUGGCCAGAAACAGAGCAUGAACGAAUCGGCUCAUCUGGGAUGGGAACUGGAACAGCUCACCAAAAACCAAGACAAUUCAAACUCGGAGACUCGGAAAUCCUUUGUCCACGAGCUCAAUGAGUGCGUCUCCAGUCGUGUUUUGAAGCUGGAGAAAGAGAACAGGGAGCUGCAGGCCUCCAUUGAGAGACUCAAAGAGGACAAUCACCACCUGCAAGAAAAGCAGCUCCAUAGCCAAGAGCUGGACCGGGAGAACCAGGGCCUCAGUAAAAAGUUGGAGCGUCUGCAGGGCUUGCUGGACCAGGAGAAAAUGACCAACCAAGACAUGGAGUCCCUCGGAGAGGAAUUAUUAAAGGAAAAGCAACAUUUGGAAAGAGGAAUACAUGCUCUCCGAGCCGACAAAGAUAGGCAGAUUUCCCAGUUGGAGAGCGAGAAGCGGCAUCUUUCCGACGCUAUGGUGUCGCUUCGUGAGCGGGCUCAGUCUCACAGUGAAACCAGAGUCCGGGAGGUGGAAGCAGAAAAUCGCCUUCUGCACCAAGGCAUGACCCGUACCAGCGCCCGCUUAGCCAGUAUGGAAACGCAACUUGUGCUUUCCAAAGAAGAGCUGGACAGGCUGAGGGAAAGGGCAGAAAGAUGCAGUGACGUCGAAAGGGAGAUGGCCAAGGUGGAGAGAAACAGGGAUGCUCUCAACAGAGAGGUGACAUCUCUGCGCGCUUGCAGCGAGAGGUCAGAGUUUCUCGAGAAGCAAGUGUCCUCCCUGGAGCAGGAGGUGCACGGAAUGAAACGGGAGGCAGAAGAAGCUCAGCAAGGGCUCCAGCGACUCAAGAAACAGGAAGCUGAAAAUGGCCUCCUCACAAAGGACAACUUGGACCUCCGCUGCUCUGUGGAAAACCUGCGCUCCUCGCUCCUCACAAAGCAACAAGAAGAACGUGAGGUGCAGAAGGAGACGCGAGAGCUGCAGAGGCGAUUGGAGGAGGUCGGAGGGGAGCUGCAAGCGGAGAGGAAAAGAGCAGACAGGCUGGAAGCCAACGUCACCGCACUCAACCAAGAGAAGCAUCGCUUCCAGGGCCACAUGGAGAAGCUUCAAGAGGAAAAGGAAGAAACGGAGAGAGAGAAACGGGAAACAUUGAGUCGGCACCAAGAGCUGAGGAAGGAAGUCGAAGGUCUCAGGCAAGAGCAGAGGAGGAGAGAGGAGGGUGACCAGGAGAGAAGGAAGAUCCUAUUGGACCUGGAACAGUCUGAGAAGGGAAGGAAGCACCUGGAGAAAGAGACUUGGAGGAACAGAAUGCUACUGGAAGCUAAGGAGGCGGAGCUGGAAGAGAAGGCCACUCAGUUGGCUGCCGCACAAAAGGACAGUGGCGAGAUAAGGAAGGAAGUUCAUUUGCUAAAGGAGGUGGCGCUCAAGGCCAAAGACUUGGAGAGGGAAAACAAGGAGCUGCACAAACAGGCCACCAUUGACAAGAGGACUUUGCUUGCGCUGAGAGAGGAGUUGGUGUCGGAGAAGUUGAGAGUCCAGCAGCACAGCGUCGAAUUGGAAAGACUCAACGAAGAACUGGAGAAGGUCGGACUCAACCGAGAAAGACUACUGCAGCGGGAGCACGUGCUGGAAGACAGCAAAUACAAGCUGCUUGAAUCCCGACUGGAGGAAACGGUCCAACAGGCAAUGAGGAUUAAAGAGGGCAAAAUCGGCGCUCUGGAGAAGAAAGUGGAGGAAAGCAACACGCACAAUGCCACACUUCGGAGCCAGCUGGCUACUGCUUUGGAGAACGCAUCUACCUUGCGUCAGGAACAGGAGAGAGACAAAAAGCACAAGUCGCCUGGGUGCUCAGAAGGAGAUGGGCGGAGGGACUCGGCCACUGCCGAGCUGCUCCGGAUCAAAGAUCACCUCAUUGGCAUCGAGAAGACUAAUGCCUCACUUGAGACUCAGAGCACUUUGUUGAAGGAGCAGCUUAAACAAAUGGAGAGCCAGAACAGUUCGCUUAACAACCAGAUGGCGACGCUGCAACGACACACCACAAUGCUGCAGGAGCAGAAUUCAGCUCUGCACACUCAGACGGCGCAACUUCAGGUGGAAAAGUCGACGCUGUCUUCCCAGAGUGCAUCUCUGAUGGCUCAAAAUGCCGUGUUGCAAGGCCAAGUCGGCGCCUUGGAGAAUGAGGUGGAGUCGUGGCAAAGACAGCGAGAGGAGGCGUGGCGAGGGCGAGAAAGCGUUCUCAAUGACCACGAGCGCUUGCUGAGUGUUCACGAAAGGCAAGCGCACGAGUACGAGCAGCUCAUCAGUCAACACGCUGCUCUGAAAAUCAAGCAGAGGACGCUGGAAAGCGAGCACAGAACAAUGCACAGCAAAUAUUGUACUUUGUUGCAGCAGAAAGAGAAAUGGGAUGAAUUAGAAGGGCGGAGUCAGAAGGACAGGGAGGAGCUAAACCAAGAGCACCAGAAAAAUCACCUACUGCAGCAGGAGAACCUUCAACUCAAAGCCGAAGUGGACAGGAUGUCACACAGCAACUCCCAGCAAAGCCAGCAGUGCAGUGCGCUACAGCAGCAGAUGAAUGAACUCAAGAGCUCAUUUAGCAGCGCCCAGCUGGAAGUCAAUCGAUGGACGGCACGCUACGACUCGCUUAUGGAGCAACACCGGGGCCUGGACCUCACUAUGACCAAAUUGGACAACCACUGUGAGCUUCUGAGUCGCCUUAAAGGGAACCUAGAAGAAGAGAAUCAUCACCUCCUGAGUCAGAUCAACCUUCUGAGUCAGCAAAACCACACUUUGCUGGAGAGAAGCAUGGAGAGCAAAGAGCUCUAUCAUCAGGAGCAGAAGCUCUACAUUGAUAAACUGAACGCUCUUCGACGUCAGAAAGAGAAACUAGAAGAAAAGAUCAUGGACCAAUACAAGUUCUAUGACCCUACACCAAAGAAGAGGAGUCAGUGGUCUGGCGCCAAGGCUUUUGCCAAACUCAUCAAACCGAGGAAGGAGAGCAGCAGGGAGCGAGACAAGGAAGAGCGAGAAUGGGCCAAGGGUGCCCCUGACAUCCCCCUACCUUCCCCCCCUCCUUUGCUGCCGCCAGAAAGCCCACCUCUGGGCCCUCAGAGGACAGCAAGUGACAAUGGCCACACCCACAAUAAGCAUCAGAACCAUGGCAACAGCCCAAGCCUGGCUCCCCAGAGUCCAGCAUUGACGCCCAUCGGCCGAGCAGGUGUUAGCGACCGAGGACGAGGGGCGUAUGGUUGCGACACACCGGGAGGCAGCAGUGAGAGUGUCAAUGGAGAAGACGGACCAGGCCUAGCGCAGAGCCACAGAGCUGGUAGUUCCACCCCCAGCCAUCAUUCAUCUUCGGUUGCCCUCAGCGCCUUCAAUGCUCAACUGGGACAAGGCAGCGCUUGUAGGCCCAGAGGCGACCAAGACCAAGAGAGGCAACGUGGUCCCAUGGGAUCAGCUGACUUUAGCCACCACACCUCCAGCUCCAACUCACCGGUCAACUGCAAAGAUGCGUCCGACUGCCACCUCCGGUCAGCCAGCCUGUCCAGCGACGACGUCAGGGGCCUCAGCCAAUCACAGCAGACGUUGUCACGCAGCGCAACUCUCCCAUAUGAUGACACGCCCCAGAGGGCCCAACCGCAGCGUGGAGGCGGAAUCAGGAGUAGGGCUCGCCCUUCCUCUCCUGGAAGUGAGAUGGUGACGUUGGAGCAGUUUCUGCAAGAGAGCACCCUGAAGUCGUCACCACCACAAAGGGUGGGAAGCAGAGAAGACUUUAUGCCGGAAUACUUCAGCAGAAGUCCAGCCUCCCCAGGUCCCGGGGGCCGAGAUCAGGCCACCCCCACCAGCUACGUGGCGCCCACCGUACACGCAUCAAACACGCAGAGGCCGGGCCAAAGCGUCACGCCGUCCUCGCAAGCCUCCGGCCGACGACCUGUGACCCUAAGCAGGACAUUCAGCCUGGCCUCUGCCGAUUUGCUCCGCUCCGACGGGCCGGAGGGUUUUCACGGGAACCGGUCGGACGGCGUGGUCCGGAGGCCAGGGGCUAAUGGAAGGGAGAGGCCGCUGUCUGCCCGUAUGGCGAGCGAUCGGCACGGCGGCCUCCUCAACUCGCCCGUUCACCAUUCGUCUUCUCUCACGCUGCAGACAGACGGAUGUGUGGAGAGAGGAAGGAAGGAGGGCCUUCCUUCGUCAUCUUCCGUUGCCAUGGUAAGCCCCGUGAGGGCCGCGCCCGCCGCUCCGCUGGACCCUGCCUCGGAACACGGAGAGGAGCGCGCCGGUGACAAAGCUAGCGAGAGGGUGAGAUGUGACUCUGCGGAAGGGCCAAAAAGCACACCGGCUUCCCCUGACCCCAACAACGACCCCCAGACUGUGUGGUACGAGUACGGCUGCGUCUGAAGCCAAGACGGAAUAUUCCGUCGAGUCCGAGACGAGAACUCCGACCGCGGUCCAUUUCGGUCCAGCCUUCCCACUUUGGAUGAAGCCGGAUUUGCACAAUGGCUCCCGAGUUGACCUUUUAUCUCAAAGGCUGAUGCUGAAACAUCACAUCAGUCGUUUUAGUGGGUGCUGAAAUGGAGAAAGAGAGAGAGACAUGGGAGGGUGGGGGACGUGAGCGUAGCAAAAUAAACAGUGGGGAAUGGAAGGCUUCUGCAAAUGAGGCUCAGUCCGAGUCAACGCCACGCCACGGUGGAGUUUGACAAGCCGCCAAACGCUCGAUUCAGGGGGAUUGGGAGCCAUCAUACGAGCGAGCGAACGAGCGAGCGAGCGAGCGAACGAACAAACGCUCGCUCGCUCGCCCCUUCGACACUGCGGCUUUUGCACCAACUAGCAGUAGAAACAUGAUGGGAUUUUGAAAUGAAAACAUCCAAAUGUGAAGGCGGUGGUUGAGGUGUCGAACGAUGGACGGAAGCUUUUCUGCAAGCUCAUUGGAGCUAAAUACACAAAGCACUUUGGCAAAAUGCCUGAAAGUGUAGCAUUUUUAGCCCGUUCCGUGUUUUUUUAAGCAGAAAAAAAAAGAUGACAGUUUGGCAUGAGCUUGAAUCUACUGGAAGUGGUUGAUUUUGAACAUGGCCACAUUCCCCCAUCUCAUGGAAAAGGUUGUGCAAAGAGGAUGAAGAGGCAGCGAGAAAGGUGAUGAUGUUCCUAAAUGUCCUGUUAAUGAAGCUGAUUUUCUGCCCUUAUUUAUGGACUGCUGCUGCCUGUAACUACAAAUCUUGUUGGCGGCAAAGACUGAAAGCUACAAGAUGUUUACACUGGAGAUGAUGAUGAUGAUGAUGAUGCUGAUUUGUGGAAGCGGUCUUUUUUUCUUUCAGCCCCCCUGUGGGCUGUCAAGCACAUUUCUACAUGUAUGCAACACGCAAAAUGAUUGCAAAUGGACAUACUGGAAACGGAAAUUGCGGCUUUUGUAAACUUUGAUGAAUUGCACAGUUGAGCUACCAACGAAGCGCCGGGCAAUAAUUCCACUGGAAAUGUGGCUAUUUUUAGAUGAUGAUACGAAUUCAAAGUAGACGUAAGGGUAAUUAGUGGCUGAUAUGCUAGAAUGUGACAACCUGUGCUUGAUGUCAGUGGCGUGGCUUUCCCUUUCCUGCCUUUUACUCAGCUUUCUGACGUCUGCGCUCAAGGCAGGCUGAAGUUGCUGAUGUCAGAAGAAAAUAAAUUCAAUUCCUCCAGGCUAUUCUUUUUUUACAUACUAACACACACACUGUGUACUGCUCUUCUGGCUGUGCAUGUGUUGGCAUUGCUGCACUCUUUUUUUUGUCUGUCCACCAAAAUGCCCCUCAUGGAUGUCAAAGACACUUUCCUGUUGCCACUGGAAUAAAAACUUGUGUGGUUCUCUCUACUAA
Syngnathus acus (greater pipefish) is the source of this 7687-nucleotide messenger RNA. RefSeq names its product coiled-coil domain containing 88C (gene ccdc88c). The record is from RefSeq and is a predicted model, not a curated record. Gene Ontology annotation, molecular function: dynein light intermediate chain binding; microtubule binding. The coding region runs from base 489 to 6242 and encodes 1917 amino acids. The transcript has 31 exons. Gene Ontology annotation, cellular component: cytoplasm; centrosome. Gene Ontology annotation, biological process: cytoskeleton-dependent intracellular transport; cytoplasmic microtubule organization. Lineage: Eukaryota; Metazoa; Chordata; Actinopteri; Syngnathiformes; Syngnathidae.